UGACGUCAUGGCACGGUGCCCGUCCAUGUUUAGAGAAGAAGAAGAAGAAAGAGAAGAAGAAGUUUGUAGUUUAUGUUGCUUCAGUAAAACUCCAGGCAUCAUAGGUGCGGGUUUCAAGUAGAACUAAGAGCUAAGCUAAACAGUUAAUUCAUAAGUUUCGGGUUUUUUUUAGGAGCUGACACAAUUAAACCAAACCGUAUUUAAUGUUUUAUCUCAGGUGACAAUAUUAUAAACUGUUUUUAAAAACCCGGUGAGGACCAGGAGGUUCUGGAUUUAAGCCCCAGCUAUCGACCCUUUUUUCCUGGAUGGUCUUCUUUUUCUUUCAUUUUUUCUUUUUUUUUCUUUUGGUUAAUAAAAAAUAAAAAAUAGGUUCCUCAUCCUAUUUUUUAUUUCCUCGGAGAGUCUCUCUCGUGUUGUAUGAACCGUGUCGAGGCGGUAGCGGAGGCGGCGAGGGGCCGGGGGCUCCGCCUGCAGAGCCGGGCUUCAGGAUGAGGAUGCCCCGCGGAGGACGCCUGUUCCUGGCGACGUGCCUCGGCUCGCUCUUCGUCCUUGUGCUUUACUUCCAGAGCAUCACCAAGCCAGAUCCUGGUUUGAAGACUGGCAGCAGACCAGGAAAGAUCAGGAGAAGUCCCCUCCAGACCCUCUACAAUGGAGACCAGCGGGAGCUGUCGUCGGAGCAGCGGUACCUCCAGGAGCGCAGGGACCUGCUGGAGGACGCGUGUCUGAGCCACACGAGGAAACGCCGCGUGCUGUCGCCCGAGGACCUCAAACACCUCAUCGUGGACGACAAGCACAGCCUCAUUUACUGCUACGUCCCCAAGGUGGCCUGCACCAACUGGAAGCGCGUCCUGAUGGUCCUCACCAGCGACGGCCGCUACACCGACCCCCUCGCCAUCCCGGCCAACGAGGCCCACGUCGCGGGCAACCUGCGCACGCUCUCCGAGUUCUCGGUCCCGGAGAUCAACCAGCGCCUCCGCAGCUACCUCAAGUUCAUCUUCGUGCGGGACCCCUUCGAGCGCCUGGUGUCGGCCUACCGCAACAAGUUCACGCGGAGCUACAACACGGCCUUCCACAAGCGCUACGGCACCAAGAUCAUCCGCCGCCACCGGCCCAACCCGGACCCCGAGGCCCUGGAGAAGGGCAGCGACGUGUCCUUCCGGGAGUUCGUGCAGUACCUCGUGGACCCGCGGACGCAGCGGGAGGAGCCGUUCAACGAGCACUGGGAGCGGGUCCACUCGCUCUGCCACCCCUGCCUCAUCCACUACGACGUGGUGGGGAAGUACGAGACUCUGGAGCCGGACGCUCAGGCCGUGCUCAGGUUGGCCGGGGUGGACGGGGUGCUCCGGUUCCCGACGUCCGGCAAGAGCACCCGGACCGACGGCAACAUGGCCGCCCGCUUCUUCAAGCACAUCAGUCCCUUCUAUCAGAAGAAACUCUUCAACCAGUAUCGGAUGGACUUCCUGCUCUUCAACUACUCCACGCCGGAGUAUCUGAGAACUUGAUUAGUAGUUUUUUCUUUCGUGACAUUUCUACCGACGAUAAAUUUUGCACUUUUUGUUUUGGUCGCUUAGGACUUUUUACGUUACGCCGCAAGCAGAGACUUGUCACUACAGUGUCUCCAGCGAGAUCAACCUGCUGACGAUUGUUCAGUUUGCGGGGACUUUUAAAUAAAAACCAAAACGUCAGCCUGAGAAGACGCUACCACACAUCUGCCGCCAUUCAACAGCUGCAAAGAGACGCACGAAACCCCGUCUCUGCGAACUGCUCCUUUCUGUAUUUAUUUCAAUUACUCACCGAGAUGUUACAUCAUCAGACCUUUGCUUUGACUUCACCGUUUAGCUUCGACGAGCUGGUGAAACCUCCCGCGGUGCCCACUACAGUACAAAUCUUCUCACGGCUUCUUCUUCUUUUCUGUCAUCUCAGAACUAAUGAGCCAUAAAUGAAUAAAUAGAAAUCAGACUCAGAGGAGCAGGUUCUCCUCACGACGAUCAAAACGUUGCUGACUGUGAAACUGAACGCGGCACUUACAGCACAGUGCACGGUCAGGAAGGCCUUUAUUUAUGUCUGUCUGUGCAUAAAGUAUUUAUUGUUCUAGAAACGUGUAGUAGUGAGGGUUUGGGCUCACGGUCAAAAAAAAAAAGUUUUAUAUGAAAGAACGAGGUCUUUUCUCAUUCAGAGUGAAUAUUUACUAGCAUGGAAAGUUACUUGCUGUCUGUCUGUCUGGGCUUUUGCACAUAAACCGAUGCCAAAUAGAAAAUCCUCUGGGCAUCUUCGACCCGGGGGCUCGUCACGAUGUCUGAGAGAACAUUUCACGGGGAGCUCACGGACACUCCCUCAUUCCAGUGAAAGCUUGUUGCCAUCCCUCAUCCGUCGCUGUCUGUACUUAGCUCUGGGCAGGUAGGCUGAACAAACAGCCGCAUAGCUGUGGUCGGGGCUGGGUCCGGCCCAAGCUCUGGCCCCCGGUCAGAGCUCCCCUUGUUGGUACCGACGCGUGCCACGCGAAAAGGGUUAAUCCGCCUACGAUCAUCCGCACUGCAGGGCCUCGUUUCGGAAAAAUACGGUAAAUAAAUAAAUAAAUAAAUUAAAAA
Mugil cephalus (flathead mullet) is the source of this 2588-nucleotide messenger RNA. RefSeq names its product carbohydrate sulfotransferase 11-like. Gene Ontology annotation, cellular component: membrane. Lineage: Eukaryota; Metazoa; Chordata; Actinopteri; Mugiliformes; Mugilidae. Gene Ontology annotation, molecular function: sulfotransferase activity. Bases 489 to 1502 code for a protein of 337 amino acids. Gene Ontology annotation, biological process: carbohydrate biosynthetic process; proteoglycan biosynthetic process. The transcript is spliced from 4 exons. The record is from RefSeq and is a predicted model, not a curated record.